CACCGGCCCUUGGUUCUUUCGCGCACGUCUUUUGCUACCACCUGUGCUAGCCACAGUCACUUUCUUUUCUCCAUCCUUCUUUGCUGUGCAAACAAAACCUUCUACACACACAAAUUCACCAUGCGUUUCGCCGCCUCCACUAUUGUCGCGCUCGCCGCCAUCCUUAGCACCACUCAGGCACGCCCGCAUAACCGCCAGGGCGCCUCCGGUCUUGUGGCGGAUAGCGGCAGCACCAACCCCUUGAUGGACUGGCUUUCCUCUCUACUUGGCGCACUGCCCACAGGUGGUGCUGGAUCUGGAUCUGGCUUGCCCGGCUUCGGGGGCAGUUUGCCUACUGGAGGCGCUGGAGAUGGCGGCUUCGGCAGUUUCCCCACUGCCACCCUCGAAUUCCCCUCCGGCAUCUUUCCCACAGAUCCUGCCACAGUCCCUACAGGUGGCUCAGGCGGACCCAGUUUCGAGCUGCCUGGUUUCUCGGACGCGCCCACGCCCACUUUCGAGCUACCCGGUUUCUCAGAUGUGCCUACGCCUAGCUCUGUUGCUGGGGUCUUUCCCUCAAACAGUGCGGUUCCGACCGGGGGUGUGACAGCUCCCGCGACAACGGCACCGGCGACGCUGCCUACGCCUGGCGAAGAUCCAUUGAGUACGGUGUCUUUCGUAUUUGCGUCCUCGAGCGCGGACAAUGGGUUUGGUGGGUUUCCGGGGUUCCCUGGCUUUGGGAAGAAGGCGUAAAGCCGGAUUGAAUACUUGUUAGAUCACUUUGGGGCUCUCUGACUAGCAGGUGGAACUCCUGCUGGCCAUGAGGCAUGAAAGUAGAACUACAUCGGGUGGUCAAAGCAUCCCUACGAAACAUGACUCCAGCAAGACAACGACUUUUUCAUUGUAUAUAGCAAUUAGAUUCUAGCUGGUAGAUCCAGUCCAUUCCAUUCCACC
Paraphaeosphaeria sporulosa is the source of this 930-nucleotide messenger RNA. RefSeq lists its product as uncharacterized. The transcript has a single exon. Lineage: Eukaryota; Fungi; Ascomycota; Dothideomycetes; Pleosporales; Didymosphaeriaceae. The record is from RefSeq and is a predicted model, not a curated record. The coding region runs from base 121 to 729 and encodes 202 amino acids.